Clupea harengus (Atlantic herring) is the source of this 1976-nucleotide messenger RNA. RefSeq names its product solute carrier family 25 member 15b (gene slc25a15b). Gene Ontology annotation, molecular function: L-ornithine transmembrane transporter activity. Lineage: Eukaryota; Metazoa; Chordata; Actinopteri; Clupeiformes; Clupeidae. The record is from RefSeq and is a predicted model, not a curated record. Gene Ontology annotation, biological process: mitochondrial L-ornithine transmembrane transport. Gene Ontology annotation, cellular component: mitochondrion.
CGUUUUCAGCUACGUUAUAUCCAGAUGUGGUUUGGUAGCUGACUUAUCUAGCUAACACUAGAUUUCACAUCACUUCACAUCACGUCGAUUAAAAUUAGGAUGAUGAGGACAGCUUGGCCAAUACAAAACUACACCAAGCGCAAAUCAUAUGCCUCAGAGAUUGUAUGUCACCUCUAACCGGCAUUGCUAGCUACCAUACUCAUGAUGCGAGGAGCUGUCGGCAGCAUUCUGUCUUCCCAUCACGGUACCCCAACUUUCUCCUGAAUUGAGGUAACUAUUCGUCUGCUACAAUUUUUUUUACAACAGUGCAACAAAAGACUACGACGGUGAGUGAUCCGAAUCGAGAAAAGGAAUUUUAAUCUUUGAACUCUGUUGCCAUGGCACCCCACCCCGCGGUCCAGGCCGCCAUAGACCUGACCGCUGGAGCAGUAGGUGGUACAGCAUGUGUGUUUAGUGGACAGCCCCUGGAUACAGCCAAAGUGAAGAUGCAGACCUUUCCAAAACUGUACCGUGGAUUUCUGGACUGUUUUGCAUCUACCUAUCGACAGGUGGGUUGGCGUGGUCUGUACCAGGGAACGACGCCGGCGCUGGUCGCCAACAUCGCAGAGAACUCGGUGCUCUUCAUGAGCUAUGGCUUCUGUCAGGAGGUGGUGCGCCUGUUAGCCGGCACGUCAAGCGGAGAGGCACUCAGUGAUGUGCAGAAGGCGUGUGCUGGGUCGGUGGCGUCCAUCUUCUCCUCGCUGGUUCUCUGUCCAACCGAACUGGUCAAGUGUCGUCUGCAGGCCAUGCAUGAAAUGGCCGCCUCUGGCAAAAUCACCGUCACUCAGAAUUCUGUCUGGUCAGUGGUGCGGUCCAUCUGGACUCUGGAGGGCCCGCAGGGUUUCUUCCGGGGUCUGACCACCACCGUCGCCCGAGAGGUGCCCGGGUACUUCUGUUUCUUCGGCGCCUACGAGAUGAGCCGCAGCGCCUUCGCCGACCACUUCAGAUGCGCCAAGGAAGACAUCGGUGUCGCUCCUAUCGUCUUCAGUGGGGGGUUUGGGGGGGCGUGUCUGUGGCUGGUGGUCUACCCUAUGGACUGCAUAAAGUCACGGAUCCAGGUGAUGUCUAUGACGGGGCGACAGCAAGCCGGCUUCUUCAGGACCUUCACAGGAGUACUCAGAACAGAGGGAGUGAGGGCUCUCUACUCAGGCCUGACCCCGACCAUGCUGAGAACUUUUCCUGCAAAUGGCGCCCUCUUCCUGGGCUACGAGGCCAGCCGCAAGCUCAUGAUGGAGAGAUUCGACCACUGAGAGGGUGUGUGUGUGUGUGUGUGUCCCAGACUAACGUGCACACUCCCAGACCGUGGCAGGGUUGAAACAUAACUCCUUAUUUCAUAUGUUCCAGGGUUGAAACAUAAAUACGCCACUCCUUAUUUCAUAUGUUCCAGGGUUGAAACAUAAAUACGCACUCCUUAUUUCAUAUGUUCCAGGGUUGAAACAUAAGCACUCCUUAUUUCAUAUGUUCCAGGGCUAAAACACAAGUGUGUGUGUGUCUGUCUGUAUGUGUGUCUGUGUAUGUGUGUGUGUGUGGAUCAGAUAAUGUGAUUAAUGGAUCCUGGGACUACCCACAAACGUAUCAGUCUUACCUCGUACCUCAUUUUCAAGGGUUGGGGUUAGUAUUGAAAUGUCAGUAUAGUAGUCUUUCAUUUCAGGACAUUAGUCAUCACUCAUCGAUAAUACCUCCUAUUUAUUUUAAUCCUAAUAUAGGAAUUAUUGCAUUAAGAACACUUUUCUUGUAAUUGUUUUGUAGUAUUUUUGGUGAAAAAGAAAUUCAACUUUACAAUGUUGGGAACUGGGCUAAUGAUGGCACUAUAUAUAAUAAUAAUAAUAAUAAUAAUAAUAAUGAAGGAUAGCUCUAUAUACGGUUGUGAUUGUGCUUUAAAGGUCCCUAACCCUAACCCUAACCCUUUAAAGGUACACACAACAGUUCUGAGUACA